CUACAACACACAAACCCACCAACUAUUAUUACCUCUUUUCAUCAUCACUCUUCACUCCUUCUUCAACCCACUUACUCUUACCAAAGGUGCAGACAGGGCUGCAAACACAAAAUCGCAGAACCAUGAAAAUACAGCCAAAGUUAUGGCAAAAGUCGUUCUAAAGUUCAGUGUCUUGUCAACCCUGCUGUUUAUUCAUCAUGUCCAAUAUAAAUGUUCACAUUAAGAUAUGAACUUUAUAUUGUAAAGUCAAAGACCUUCAAAUUUUUGGAAUGGAAAAAAUAUAUUUAUAUAUAAUGUGCGAUAUGAUUCACUUUAUUGAGGUUCUUGUUCUCUCACUGAGCUCUCUCGCUCCCUCCCCCAAUUUCAAACUAACUCUGCAAAUUUGAAGAACAGCCGGAAAAAUCCCACAUUUCCCAUUCCAUCAACAAACCCACAAACAAAAUGCGCCUUCUUCUUCUUUUCCUCUGUCUUCUCCAACUCCAACUCCACAUUCACCAUUCUCUUUCUGCUGGUGUUUCUGAGUAUCGUGCCCUUCUCUCCCUCAAAAUCUCCAUUAAUGGCGACCCCAAAUCCUCUCUCUCUUCCUGGAACGCCUCCACCAGUCACUGUACUUGGUUUGGGGUCACUUGCGAUUUCCGUCGCCAUGUCAUUGCCUUAGACCUCUCUGGUCUCGGCCUUUCCGGUUCCCUUUCCCCUGAUGUUGCCUUUUUAAGAUUUCUUACUAAUCUUUCUCUUGCUGCCAAUGAGUUUUCUGGUCCAAUCCCGCUGGAGAUUUCUUCACUCUCUUACCUUCGGUUCCUUAACCUCUCUAAUAAUGUGUUCGAUGGAUCGUUCCCUUCGCGGCUUUCAGAGCUCCAGAAUCUGCAGGUUCUUGACUUGUAUAACAACAAUAUGACUGGAGAUUUCCCCGUUGUGAUCACUGAAAUGUUGAGCCUUCGCCAUCUGCAUUUGGGUGGAAAUUUCUUUACCGGACGGAUCCCGUCGGAGGUUGGUCGGCUGCAGUCUUUGGAGUACUUGGCGGUUUCCGGUAACGAACUUGGCGGUCCGAUACCGCCCGAGAUUGGAAACUUGAAGAACCUUCGAGAGCUCUACAUUGGCUACUUUAACGCCUACGACGGCGGUAUUCCGGCCGAGAUUGGGAAUUUGUCGGAGUUGGUACGGUUGGACGCUGCGAACUGUGGACUGUCUGGACGGAUUCCGCCGGAGCUCGGAAAGCUGAAGAGCCUUGAUACUCUGUUUCUCCAAGUUAAUGCUCUAUCUGGGCCACUGACGCCGGAGAUUGGAGAGUUGAACAACUUGAAGUCGUUGGAUUUGUCGAACAAUAUGCUUGUGGGUGAGAUUCCCGUAUCGUUCGCCGAGUUGAAGAACUUGACGCUGUUGAAUCUGUUUAGAAACAAGCUACAUGGGGGGAUUCCAUCCUUUAUUGGCGACUUGCCGAAGCUGGAGGUGUUGCAGUUAUGGGAGAAUAAUUUCACGGAAGCGAUUCCACAGAACCUGGGGAAGAACGGAAUGCUUCGGAUUCUGGAUAUUUCUUCCAACAAGCUGACUGGAACUCUCCCUCCUGAUGUUUGCUACGGUAAUCGGCUUCAAACUCUGAUCGCAUUGAGCAAUUUUUUGUUCGGUCCAAUUCCAGAAUCGCUAGGCAAAUGCGUUUCACUUAAUCGUAUCCGUAUGGGGGAAAAUUUUCUCAAUGGAUCCAUUCCGAAGGGGCUUCUGAGUCUGCCCAAGCUCUCUCAGGUGGAGUUACAGGACAAUUUUCUCUCCGGCGAAUUCCCAAUAACCGACUCAAUCUCAAAGAAUCUCGGCCAGAUUAGUCUCUCGAACAACCGACUCACUGGGUCGAUUCCACCUACAAUCGCCAACUUCUCCGGCGUCCAGAAACUACUUCUCGACGGAAACAAGUUCUCCGGUCAAAUCCCACCUGAGAUUGGGCGGUUACAGCAACUUUCGAAGAUUGAUUUCAGUAACAAUAAGUUAUCGGGUCCAAUCGCGCCGGAUAUUAGCCAAUGCAAGCUUCUAACCUUCGCCGAUCUCAGUCGAAACAAGCUCUCGGGAGAAAUUCCGAUCGAGAUUACCAGUAUGAGGAUAUUAAAUUACCUGAAUCUCUCAAGAAACCAUUUAGUCGGCGGAAUCCCUGCUUCCAUAGCCAGAAUGCAGAGUUUAACCUCUGUGGAUUUCUCAUAUAACAACCUCUCUGGUUUAGUUCCGGUAACUGGGCAAUUCAGUUACUUCAAUUAUACUUCGUUUGUGGGCAAUCUCGAUCUCUGCGGACCAUAUUUGGGGCCAUGCAAAGAUGGGGUUGCCAAUAGCAAUUACCAACAACGCUUCAAGGGCCCCCUCUUUGCUUCCCUCAAGCUCCUCCUUGUAAUUGGUCUGCUUCUUUGCUCAAUUGCAUUUGCAGUUGCUGCCAUCAUCAAAGCUCGAUCGCUAAAGAAAGCCAGUGAGUCUCGGGCUUGGAAAUUAACAUCCUUCCAACGCCUAGAUUACACCGUUGAUGAUGUUCUUGAUUGCUUGAAAGAGGAUAACAUUAUUGGAAAAGGAGGGGGUGGCAUUGUCUAUAAAGGGGUGAUGCCAAGUGGUGACCAUGUCGCCGUCAAAAGGCUGCCAGCUAUGAGCCGUGGAUCGUCCCACGACCAUGGAUUCAACGCUGAGAUACAAACUCUUGGGAGGAUUCGACACCGACAUAUCGUUAGACUAUUGGGGUUUUGUUCAAACCAUGAGACUAAUCUUUUGAUUUAUGAGUAUAUGCCUAAUGGGAGCUUGGGGGAAGUUCUUCAUGGCAAAAAAGGGGGUCACCUUCAAUGGGAUACAAGGUACAAGAUUGCUAUUGAAGCCGCUAAAGGGCUUUGCUAUCUCCACCACGAUUGCUCGCCACUCAUUGUUCAUCGCGACGUGAAAUCAAACAACAUACUUCUUGACACUAAUUUUGAAGCUCAUGUCGCUGAUUUUGGUCUGGCCAAGUUCUUACAGGAUUCCGGCACUUCUGAGUGCAUGUCUGCUAUUGCUGGUUCUUAUGGAUAUAUUGCCCCAGAAUACGCCUACACACUAAAAGUCGACGAGAAGAGUGAUGUAUAUAGCUUUGGAGUCGUCUUGUUGGAGCUUGUUAGUGGAAGAAAACCGGUCGGAGAAUUUGGUGAUGGUGUGGACAUAGUUCAAUGGGUUAGAAAAAUGACAGACUCAAACAAGGAAGAGGUAGUGAAAAUCCUUGAUCCAAGGCUCUCCUCCAUUCCUCGCCACGAAGUGAUGCACGUCUUCUACGUCGCAAUGCUGUGCGUUGAAGAACAGGCAGUAGAGCGCCCGACAAUGCGAGAAGUGAUCCAAAUCCUAUCGGAGAUUCCACAGCCACCAUGUUCAAAACGGGAAGACUCAACACUACCCAACUCCUCACCACCACCACCAACACCAGCAUUAGCCGCCGCAUUAGACAUUCAAACAACAGGACCCGAGAACAAAAAAGACCAGCAGCAGCAGCAGCAGCAGCCGCCAGCAGAUCUUCUUAGCACUUGAACACAACUGGGUUGGGGUUGGUAGUGUCUACUGUCUAUCAUUAAAAGAAAAGAAAGAAGACAGCUUAGGCUCUUGUAGCUGCGAUGUCGUUAAUUAUCUUUUGGGGGAGGAGGGGAUUAAGGUUUACGGUAGUAAUGUUGUUCAAAGGUUUCUUCUUUUCUCAUUAAUUUUCGCUAAUUUUUCCA
Messenger RNA from Cucurbita pepo subsp. pepo (vegetable marrow), 3692 nucleotides. RefSeq lists its product as uncharacterized. Gene Ontology annotation, biological process: protein phosphorylation. Lineage: Eukaryota; Viridiplantae; Streptophyta; Magnoliopsida; Cucurbitales; Cucurbitaceae. The record is from RefSeq and is a predicted model, not a curated record. Gene Ontology annotation, molecular function: ATP binding; receptor serine/threonine kinase binding; protein kinase activity.